Molecule: messenger RNA, 1077 nt
Organism: Purpureocillium lilacinum
Lineage: Eukaryota; Fungi; Ascomycota; Sordariomycetes; Hypocreales; Ophiocordycipitaceae
Source: RefSeq, a predicted model, not a curated record
AUGCCGGUCGUCACAAACUACAAAGACAUGAUGCCGGGCAGAUGCUUUCAACAGUACGGGGUUGCCGCAGAGUGCAAGAAAGUAUACGACGAUUGUUGCUCGGAGAAGGAGAUUGCUCCAUGGGAGGUCAAGGAGUGUGUGCAGGCCAAGUUGCCGGGGCGCAAAAAUCCGGACGCGAGCAGUGAAGCGUACCCAGAGGACGCUUGGCUGUCUUCGGAGGACCCAGAUUCCCCAGCCAGCAGCGGAACGACCACAGAGCACGAAUGGCUGUUUCCAGACGAUUCAACAUCCCCGGCCAGCAGCAAAUCGAAAUCGUCUGACACAUGGGUGUUUCCGGACGACCCUAGGCUCCGAGCCAGCAGCGAAUGGGACACAGAAAGAUGGAUGCUUCGGCGCGGCUCGCAGUCCCCAACCAACGAUAAGGAUGACUUGGAAGCCCCGUUUGUGUUCCCAUCCGACUCGGACUACCCGGGCAUGAGAAAAACAAAGGCAAAUGACAUCAAGAUGAUCCAACGCGACUCAGGGUCCUCACCCGUUGUUGAAGAGGAUCCCGAGCGCCCUUUUGUAUUUCCGGAUGAAAGGGACUACCCGGAUUUGAGAAAGACGAACGCAAAGGACAAACAGGUAUUUUCGCGUAACCCGCAGGCAUUGGACAGCAGCAAAGACGACUUGGAGCAGCCCUUUGUGUUUCCAAGCGAGUCUGACUACCCCGGGAUGGGGGAGACAAGCAGGAAGGCCAAGAAGCCCCAGAGCUCUAAAAUCGCUCGAUCUGCGACUCCGCAAAUGAGAGACAUCUGGCAGAACUGUGUGGUCGGUAUAAAGGAGGAGACCGAGGCCUUUGAGUGCAUGGGAGUGAUGGAGUUCGAUCUCUGCGCCUUUACGACUUGGUCGACAGAGGAUUGCCGCAAGGCCAUACUCGACUGCUACCGGCUCAGCAAGGGGAGCAACGUACGGUACCACGUGGGUGAGAAGGAGUUCAAGGAGAUUCGCUCUUGCGGGGCGAGGCGCCUCGCGGUUGAACCGGACAUCGUGCAGCCGGUUGCAUCCACAGAAGCGGCACGGCUGUUUGCACACUAA